UUGGGGUUUGGGAAAGGAGAACGAGACAAGAGAGUAUGGAAACUGGGGAAUAUUAUGAACGUAUAUCUACCAACGACCACGAUUACAGCACAGCACCGCAGCCCGCGUUUGUUGACUCGGUUCUGGAAGAAAACGAAAGGCUUCGCGAAGAAAUCGACCAUGUGAGGCAGCAGAUGGAACAGAUGUCACUCAAACAGCGUUUUGGGCUGCAGCGAUUUACAGGUUCUGACAGUGACAUCCGUUUCUACACCAGGUUUUCAUCUUAUGAUCAUCUGAUGCGGUUUUGGCAGGUGAUUGAACCACCACUGAGAUUCAUGGUUCGGGUAACCAGAACAGGAACUGCAAACGUUGAAUCUGAAAAGCAAAGUGCUUCCAUGUCCUUACAGGCAAUAGAUGAACUGUUCCUCUUCCUGAACUACCUUGCCCUUGGUCUGAAGCUGAGGGACUUAGCUGAGCGGUAUGGGGUGCAUCAGUCUACUGUAAGCAGAAUCAUUCUGACCUGGAGCAAUUUUCUGUUCUCUGUUCUUGGUUCACAAUGCAUUUGGAUGACUCAAGACAAAAUUAAGGAACACUUGCCAUCAGAGUUUGAAGACUACCCAGACACCACCACAAUUCUGGACUGCACAGAGCUCCGGUGUCAAACACCCUCCUCCCCUUUACUUCAGAGUGAGGUAUACUCAAACUAUAAGUCCCACUGUACCCUGAAGGGAAUGAUUGGCAUGGCCCCCCAUGGCGCUGUAACCUUUGUUUCCUCCCUUUUUGCCAGCUCAGUAAGUGACAAACAGAUCUUUGUAGAGUCAGGUAUUCUUACUCUGCUUAGGCCAGAUAUGGCAAUUAUGGUCGACAGAGGCUUCCUUGUGGAUGACUGUGUGCCCUGUAAAGUGUACAGGCCUGCAUUCCUCGCUGGGAGACCUCAGAUGCCAAAGCACGAGGUCAGGGAGACCCAAUCUAUUGCACAUCUUAGAGUGCACAUUGAGCGCCUAAUUCGUAGACUGAAGGAAUUUAAAUUCUUUGAUACGGUCAUCCCCUUAAACAUGUUUGGUAACAUAAAUCAGCUUUAUGCAGUUGCAUGCCUACUGUUAAAUUAUCAGAGUGGGCCACUUGUAAAAGCUUGGGCUAAGUAAAAGUGCCUCUUGUUUUUAUCCUCUCUUAAUCCUUGUAAAUAUAUCUUAAACAUGCCUCUAGAUUUAUUCUCUGUAUAUAUCAUUCAUCUCAUAGUUUAAACUUAAAAUCGAUUCACUAAAAAUCUGA
This is a messenger RNA of Carassius carassius (crucian carp), 1251 nucleotides long. RefSeq lists its product as uncharacterized. The record is from RefSeq and is a predicted model, not a curated record. The transcript is spliced from 3 exons. NCBI's taxonomy places the organism in Eukaryota, Metazoa, Chordata, Actinopteri, Cypriniformes, Cyprinidae. The coding region runs from base 36 to 1124 and encodes 362 amino acids.